Messenger RNA from Drepanopeziza brunnea f. sp. 'multigermtubi' MB_m1, 423 nucleotides. The record is from RefSeq and is a predicted model, not a curated record. Lineage: Eukaryota; Fungi; Ascomycota; Leotiomycetes; Helotiales; Drepanopezizaceae.
AUGUCUAUCCUAUCUGCAGCCAGGGGCGAGAGUGCACAAGCAAGAUCCUUGUACCGUCAACUAUUACGGCAAGGCGAACAGUUUGCGUCAUACAACUUCAGAGAGUACGCUAAGCGGAGGACGAAAGAUGCAUUCAGAGAGCAUAAGGAUGUCACAGACGAGAGAGAGAUCCAGGAGCUGAUGCAGAAGGGCUUGAAGGAGUUGCGAUCAAUGAAGAAGUGCGGCGCGGGCAUAUCGUUCGGUCUCUACGGCCGUUGGGCAAGCGGAAAUCAGAGAGCCUUGCUGAUCCAUAAUCAAAAGAGACAAACCGUCGUCAGUCAGUUCUUUCAACUGGACAGAUUAGUUGUGGAGGGUGGAAAAUCGGGAAAGCAAGGAGGUCGGAGAAACGAUUUAGUCAGACAAAAGGACACUGGAUGGGAUUGA